Messenger RNA from Seriola dumerili (greater amberjack), 3700 nucleotides. RefSeq names its product transmembrane protein 267 (gene tmem267). NCBI's taxonomy places the organism in Eukaryota, Metazoa, Chordata, Actinopteri, Carangiformes, Carangidae. The coding region runs from base 130 to 873 and encodes 247 amino acids. The transcript is spliced from 3 exons. The record is from RefSeq and is a predicted model, not a curated record.
GCCGCCGACCUUGAACCGUACCACAAAACACAGCAGAAGAAGUGUGGGCUAUAACCAAUGCGGGGCAAUGGGUCUACUUGAUUCUUGCUGACCUCCAGUGGCGAUUGGCCCCCACAGCCAUCUGUCAACAUGCAAGGAUUCUACUCCAAGCUCGACUCCUCCCCCUCCUUAUCCCCAUUAUUGGGGGUGGGCCUUGGGGGAGACAGCGCUCCUGUACCUCUAAGCUUGGCUGUGGAGACGGAGAAAGCCCAGGCCCUCCUACAGACAUUCAGCUCUGCCUCCUUGCUGGCAUCUGCAGGACUCGGUAUGUUCUGUGUGGUGGCGGACCACGCCCUCCAGCUGUCGGGCAUCCAAAACCACCUGUGGCUGCGUGCUGCCCUGGACAAUGCCACACAUGGAUUAGUGGGGCUGUGGUCAUGGGCGGUUGUUAUUGGACUGAGGAAAAAGAGUGAUCUGUAUGAGGUGUUGCUGGCCGGUCUUCUGGCAUCAAUCAUAGACCUGGAUCACUUCUAUAUGGCUGGAUCCCUGUCACUCAAGGCUGCUGUGUCUCUCCCUCAGCGUCCUCCUCUACACUGUUCCUCUCUCAUCCCCGUGCUCUGUCUCUCCCUCCGCUUCCUCAUGUGGAUCGGACGCCUCAAAGAUGCUUGGUGCUCCUUGCCGUGGAUGCUUUUCAUUUCCAUGGCGACGCACCACGUCCGGGAUGCCGUGCGCCACGGAUUGUGGGUGUGCCCAUUUGGCAACACGGCACCAAUCCCCUACUGGCUGUAUGUCAGCACCACGGCGACCCUUCCUCACCUUUGCUCAGUGCUCAUGUAUCUGACAGGAACUAGAGAUGUGAUCUCCACCAAACACGGGGUGGCCAUCGAUGUUUAGAGGCCACUGACUUAUGUCUAAUGCCCAACAUCUAAUGCUGAUCUUUUAUGGAUUGCCUCUGGGAAAAAUGUUCUAAGCUGUUUGAAACAACUUUUAAAUACUGGCAAUUAUGUUUGCAAUCCAAGUCGUAUUAGUGGAAAGACUACACUCAAAAGAUCAACUUGACUAUUUUUCCAGCUUAGGUGUGGAGAAAUCUGUCAAUAAAAGUCUUUUUCUGAUUUCUUUCCAGUCACAAGGCUGAAGAAACAAUCACUAUAUGAUAAUAGAAAAUAAAAAAAAAAAAACACUUAAAAUCUAAAAGUUUGGGUUCCUUGAAAUAACUAAUUAGCAUUUCAAAAAGAACGUUCCAGUGUGAGUGCCAAUCACAAUUUUUUUUCCCCUUGUAACGUGGAAAUGUUAAAGAAUGCUGUUCACGCAUCUAGACUGAUGCUGAUCUCUAAUAGCUGUCUUAGGUGUUUUCAGAGUGACCCUUUAAAGCUUUGACAUAUCUUUUUGCAGAGGCUUGCUUGCUGUCUGUUCAUCUAUCCAAACCCAAAUAAGCGACCCAAAACUUGGUCCUCUUGGAACUCUUAUCACUUUAACUACCACUGUCCAUCCUCGUCCUAAGAACACUCAAGGAAAAGUCAACCAAAGGUUAACCACAGGCUGUGUGACACUGGCACAUUGUUUGCAGUGUCACUUUCUCCCUCAGUGCAUCCAACACUAUGUUACCACUAUUAUUCCACUGUGCAUUUAAAGUUGUUCAUCUGCCAUAGAAGUGAAAUUCAAUGUAAUGUAGAUUGAUGUUUAAAUCGAUACCGCAUUCCAUUGACUUAUCCACCAUUAACCACUGCAAAACAAUAAUUGUCAUCUGUAGUGUCAUUAAAUGCAACACCUGUCCCCUCUCAUUGUCCAGUCAAAAACAACUUUCCCUACAGAUGCCAGUUUUUGGAUGUCAGCGCUGCAGCAGUGGUUUUCAGUGCCAAACAUGUCAGCCACAGAGAUGGAUGACAAUUAUGGAGUCGCUUAGCGUGGUGGUAAUCCUUGUUUGUUUAGAAAAUUUGGCGCAUCUUGACAUGGCAUUGGCAUUGUUGGAUUUAGCUGACUUUAGUUUAAACCAAAGCACCAUACUUGUUGGAUAAAAAAGGUUCCUUUACUGUGUCCAUGGAUCAACCUAGAAAGUGAGACGUAUGUUUCAAGAGAUACUUUGCUGAAGAUGCUACAGUUGAGAUUGCUGUUUUUUUGAAGUAUUACUAUUAUUAACAACACAUUUUACACUUUCAAACUGGAAAUUCCAUUCAUUGUGUUAAAUACAUUUACAACUUUGGCUCUGUUGUUACAGCAAAAGCAACGUAUGAAAUAGGACACAUGGUUUUGUAUUUUAAUGUUAUUUUGAAAGGCGUGUGGUUUCCCAAGUGACCUCUGUUUUACACCAACUGCAGAAAUGAUAAGGGAAAUGAAAAGAUAGUACUAGAAAGAUGCUGUGUAUUUAUUUUUAACACUCAAGGGAAUAACUUGUAUAAUUGUGUUCAUUACAAGUAAUAUCUUUAUAUUACAUAUUAACUUGCUGUAUUUUGUCCUAUUUUUUAUGCUACUGUACUUAAAUGAUUGACACUGUACAGUACAGUUUACAUGCUGGAAUUCUCAUUUGGCUUUUCAGUGGUGAAAACAUGAAUUUGCAGAGGGAUGCGGACUUUCUACUGUAAUAAUAUAUAAAUAUUAUAAUUCACUAAGUCGCAAAAUAUUUAGAGGCAAAGUUAUUACACUGUUUUAGAUGUAGAUGAAUCACACACAUUCCUUAACAGUAUUCUUAAUACUGUGUUUUAAAUAAUGCAAAAUAAUAAUAUGUUGUAAUAGAGUGGAUUUAAUGGGUUUUAGAAACUUGUAUUAUUUGAAUGUAAUUGACAUGACUUCAGUAUAAAGGUUUGUAAAGGUAUAAAGGUUUGUAAUGGUCUGCAUCUAUAUUUUCCAUCUGAGACAGGUUUAAGUUUAUUGCUGGAAACUUCAAAUCAAAGCUUUGUGAAAUAUCAGCCACAACAACUGUUUUAAUUUCCAACAGAUUCCUUCAUAUUUAUUUCUCCUCGUGAAGCUGGUGCUUGUUGAUUUAAGUUGCAGUGAUGCUUGAUGUCCACUAGGUGGCAACAGUGAGCUAUAGUGAUUCAAAGUGUUUCACUUUUGAUUAUUAUAUUAUGUAUUUCUCUCUGUUAAGUUAUUUAGGGUGAAGAGUAGAGAAGUGGAAUUAAGAGUCGGUGCUCAAAGAGUCUUGAAUUUGAAAUGAAAUAGAAAGAUAAAAGAAAGAGAAAACGAAUUUGGUACUCAUCAGGUCCUAAAGUUUGCACAGUGUGUUAUAGAAAAAAUCCCUGGUACAUAUGAGUUUCAUUUAAAAAUGUAUUUUAAUUGUUUUGGUAUUUUACAGGUUGUUUUGUUUUUGUUUUGAUACUAUUGCACUAUCAUCCGUCUUUAAAUUAUUUCUAACUCACGUCUGCGUUAUAAAUGAUGAUGAUAAUGGCAUGGAAAGGAAUUGACAGAGUCCAAGAGUUCACAUAAGCAACUUUAACAGUCAUUAGCACUGUACUGUACAACAGCUAUUUAACUGAAAGUGACUUUUAGAAAGAAAAGGUUAGGACUAAUGUGAGAAACCCACAUGGAAGCUGCAGUCCCAUGAUCUUUUACUGCUGCUUAUGUUUACAAUGUGACUUUCAUUAAUGGAAUAUUAUGUUGAAUUUUGCACAUUUUAUGUUUUUUAUGUGUAAAUUAUGUUUUGUAUUAUUUGUUGAAUAUCGUUUUUUUUUGCAGUUUUGUUUUCAAUUGUAAAAAAAAAAUAUAGAUAGUAACAAGAUAGUUUUAA